Messenger RNA from Spodoptera frugiperda (fall armyworm), 696 nucleotides. RefSeq lists its product as uncharacterized. The coding region runs from base 120 to 656 and encodes 178 amino acids. The record is from RefSeq and is a predicted model, not a curated record. The transcript has 3 exons. NCBI's taxonomy places the organism in Eukaryota, Metazoa, Arthropoda, Insecta, Lepidoptera, Noctuidae.
GAUAAAAACCUAACUACAUUUCUAAUAACCUAAUUAAAAAUACAAUUAUAAUCUGUAUCCAUAAACAUGUAUGUAAAAUAAUUAAAAUUAUCCAUUUCACAAUAAAGAUUUCAUUAACAAUGUUACGUUGUGUUUCCUACAUAUGUGUUGGCCUCAUCCUAUUUCAAGUGGCCAUAGCAAGACCGCCAACAUAUCCGAAAAUGGAAGAUAUCUCACAAAAACCAAGAUCCGCUAGAAAAUCAAGUGAUACCAUAGAUUCAUCUAAAGAAAACUCCUUGGAGAGCGUCGUUCUGGCCAUAGACACGGGUGUCAAAAAGUUUAUGGCGGGGAAAACGAAACCUAGCAACAUUGUCGAUGAUGUUGCCAAGCAAUUAUUGAAAUAUGCCAAAAAUAGCGGUAAACCGGUCUACAAACGAUCUGGUGUACAAGAUUAUAAUAUUAAACCAGAGCUUAUACACUUGCAAAGCAGCGACAAACCCUCAGUUGUUUUGGAAAUUAACUCGAAAUCUAUAGUAAACGUCUUGAAAGAUCUUUUGCAAUCGAAAUCAGUUCAUGAGUACAUUGAUCCCUACACUAAAAAGGCUGCGGUGAUAUAUCGGGCUGUCAGAGAUGAAUUGGACAAGUCUGAAGCAAACGAAAUGCGAAAUACGGAGUAAAACAAUAAAGAUUAUCACGCCGCAAAUGGCGUUAGUGAAA